GAGAGAGAGAGAGGGAGUGAGAGAAGAGAAUUUUGGACGAGAAAUCGAGCAAUUCAUUUGUGUAGUUUAGAAUAUCACUCCUGGGAAUAUCGUACGAGGGUCGAUAAAUUGUCGCGUGGUCGUUGUCGGUACAACGGUUCUCUGACGCGGCGCACAAUACCGAAAAUCGAACCGGUUCGUAGCCGCGAAUCGACCAACGAACUGGAUUCAGUCUAAGUGACACCGUAACGAACAACAGAGAAAAAAAGAGGAACGAAAACAGAGAAAGAGAGAGAGAGAAAGAAAGGAAAAAAAAGCACAGAGAGGUAGAGUAAACGUAACGACGUAGCAGCGGCGUGUGCUACUCGAUAUCGUGCUUGGUCCCAACGGUUGCCAUUUUAUAGUCAGUCGCUCACGAGAGUUCUUCGGGGAGGCAAGAAGGAGAGGGAGAAUUGAAGAAAACACGCCAUUGGAACGAAAAUACGAUCAGCGUGGAAUUGGCGAUCGACAAAACAGCGAGUCAAAUACGAGCACGACGGCUACGACGGUGGGUCGGCUUGUACUGGUGGCCUGCAAGGACACCGUGAAGCUGACUACCCGCCGUCUCCUGCAGGAGCGUCAACGUGACCGAAAUUGCCACGCGAAAGUCAUCACGUCUUCCAACGCGGAUAUCGUGGAGGGCAUCCGGCUCGAGGACGUCACCAUGAAGCAGGAACCCGAGGACGAGGAGGAUUCCUACCUGGAGGCAGUCGAGAUGCCGUCUCUAUCGCCCUCGUCAUCCAGCAAUAGGAGCGCAGGUGCAGCACAUCGUGUUCGAUCUCAUGCACGUAGUCUACGUUCUAUGACGAACCCAAGCGCGGUUUGGGCACAUUUUGAUCUGUGUGCUAACGAUCCUCUACGUGCACUGUGUCGAAUCUGUGGGGCAGUGGUGGUUAGAGGCGGGGCAAAUCCACGACAGUGUGGUACAACGAACCUUCAUCGACAUCUCAGGGUACAUCACGGUGGCAGACUCAUUGGCACUCGCUAUCACGUACUACAAUCACCUCAGACCAAUUCAACUGGCAAGACUAUAAGAAUAGCAGCGCAGUCCUUGGUAAGAUCUCAUAUUAGAAAUAUUGCACCAGCACCUAUAUCACAGCAACAACAGCAACAGCAGCAACGACAACCAAAGACUCUUGUGUUAAAAACAAUACCCUUAAAAGUAAAGCAGGUUGCACCUACGACCAUUAAAAUGCCACCCCGACAGAUAAAUCAGGGAGUGCCUCAUAAUGUCGUACAUCAACAGCCUACAGAGGUUUGUUUAAGAUGGAACAGUUAUCACAGCAACAUGCAGAACAGUUUCCCAUCUUUAUUGGAUUCUGAACAGUUCGUCGAUGUCACUCUGGCCUGCGAAGGCCGCUCGUUGAAAUGUCAUAAAAUGAUACUGUCAGCAUGCAGUGAUUAUCUCGCGGAUCUAUUACGCGAAAAUCCAUGUCAGCAUCCGAUCAUUUUAAUGAAGGAUCUUAAAUUUUGGGAAGUAGAAGCACUAGUCAAAUUCAUGUACCGCGGAGAAGUAAAUGUCGCCCACGAUAAACUGCCACAAUUGUUGAACGCAGCUGAGGCUUUACAAGUAAAAGGAUUAGCCGGUCCAAAUCCUUCUUCACGGAAUCCAAAGCCGCCUUUACUUAUUCCGCAAUCGAAACCAGUAGUAUCUCAGCAAGUUCCUCGAGGCGCUUCAGAGACCAAAGAGAAACCUUCCACUUCUGGAGUUUCUACGCCUUCUAGUCCUAAACGCGCGCAAAAACGACAACACUCGGAACCGAUCGAGCCAAAACCUUUUACAAAGAUACGCUUACAACGACCUGUUACACCGUCACAGAUUACUACGGUUAAGUUGGAACCCCUAGAUAUCCCUCUCAGUCCUACGGAGAUGUUCCCCGAAAAUAACGAGGACAGUUCAACUCCGUCGAAUUUUGACAAACUCAUGAGUUUACACGAGGAAGAUGAUCCAGGUGGCAACGAGGCUACCGAUGGCGAAAGAGAAAUUCAUUUCUGCGAGAUAUCCGACCCACCCGAUAUAAACGAUAGCGAGGAUCAAAUGGAAUUUGUACCUACGGACUUUUUAGAACAAGAACAAGACAUAGUCGAAGAAACGGAUACAGCCUCAAACAAAGAUUGCAAAGAAGAAGAAUCUAGGGAGGAUUAUAAUUCUGUUGAACUCGAGGUCGGUGAAGGAGACGGAGUUGAAUGUUCAAAAGAAAAGAAGCCGGUUUAGUGAGAUGUUCUGAAUUCAGUAUUUGGUUUGUUUGACGGAAAUGGAGUAAGAUUGUCGUUUCGGAUUUUUAACAAAUUCUUGGAAUUAUCCAGUAUUGCCACGAGACUUUUAUUUUGUUAAUCAAGUAUUGAUUUCAAUGGUUUCCUCUUUUCUUCGAAAUUAAUACAAGAGAGAAUAAUGUAUAUAUACAUAUAUCUAUAUAUUAUUUUUGUGAUAGUGUUUUAUGAAAUCUAUUAUUAGCAUUAAAUCAUUAUGCAAUAUAUGCAAUUUUAACUUUAUUUGUGUUUAAUCAGACGCAACGCAACAUGAAGUUAUACAUAUAUUGAGAUUUUACCGUUUGUUCUCAGAGUAAUAUGACAAAUAUUUCGUCGACAUUGUAAAUAGAACGUAAACGAUAAAAAGUAAAACUAUUUUUAUCACUUACUGUAUGAAUCGUAGCGGCUACGUAUACCUUUCGAGUAUUUUCUUCAAGUUCACUGUUCGAAACUGAUAUUUCUAUACAAACAACUAUGCCAGAAAGUAUGAGAGAGAUAUUUAAGUGAACAUUAUUAAUUAAUUACACAUAUUUACAAGAGUACCUAUAACUACUUUUCUUGCAUAGUUCUUAGAAAUUCGAAUACGAUAUAUGACUUCUACGUUGUCAAACAAUUUUAAUUUAUUUGUUGAACAAAAACUUUUAUAUUAUACUUUUUUAAAUCGUAGAUCGAUUUCAUUAGUCAAGUAGAAAUUGAUCGAUUAUUUUAAAUUCGAAUGACAUUUGAAUCUGAUGAAAAUCAAUUUGAAUCAUUAAUGAAAAUUCGGAGAUUACCUAUUCCUACUUUAAUAACAAAUAUGCUAACAGCAUAAAAAAGAUAUAGCUUCUUAAGAAGAAAGUUGUACCUGUUAACUUUCAUGGUCGUUUGCAGUAUAAUAUAAUGAUAAACAGUACAGCGGAUUAAUAUUUUUUGUUAUUUGUGUUGUAUGAAAUUUGUUUAUUUUAAUAAUAUCCUUUUAAAUCUGUACGUAGGCAUUAUAUGGAAUAAGAUGUCUGAAUUUACUAAUACAUUAAUGAAAAUCAAAUACAUUCAUGCAUUAAUCGUAAAAAUUCAUUAUUAUUAAAUAAAAUUGCAAAAUUAAUAAAGUGAUAACUCGAUAUAUCAUACUUUUUAUUACAUUUCUACCUUUUAUCGUAGGUUCCUAAAGAUUAUUGCGUAAAUUUUACUUCGAAAAAAGAAUUAUCUUUUUAGCAUUAUACGAGUAUGUAAGCGUUAUGUAAAAAUAACAUUCUACGUAUAUGGUAUAUAUUAAAUCGAAGCUAGCGGCAAAAUUACGUUUGUUGUAAAAAUUUAUGUAUGAUUGAAAAGUAUAUGCACAUUGUAUAACAUGUGAAAUUGUGUUAUAAAUAAACUGCUAUAAUAGUA
Molecule: messenger RNA, 3633 nt
Organism: Bombus terrestris (buff-tailed bumblebee)
Lineage: Eukaryota; Metazoa; Arthropoda; Insecta; Hymenoptera; Apidae
Product: protein tramtrack, beta isoform
Exons: 5
Coding region: 683-2233 (516 amino acids)
Biological process (GO): regulation of transcription by RNA polymerase II
Cellular component (GO): nucleus
Molecular function (GO): DNA binding; protein binding
Source: RefSeq, a predicted model, not a curated record